UCUUUCUUACACAACUUGCUUCUCUCCCUUUGAUCAGAAUCUCAGUUUCGUUUCUGCGUCACCACGUCACUCAGAUCCAGCUCAAUUAAUCACAUUUGACCAACACAAUUUCACAAAUCAAACACUCUCAUUGCUCAAUCUGAGAACACUUUCCAAUCACCUCGCAUUGCAUGUCUUUUGAAAUCACUUUCUAAUCUCUCUGUCGCAAACUUGCUUCGGUGUCGCAGCUGAAUGUGGAAAUGGCUUCUCAAACCUCCGACGGCAAUUUCAUGAGGAAUUUCUGGAUCCCGAAACACGUGCUGGUGCCAGAAUCCGCGGUUGAAAGUAGCGACGUCGAUGUCGACGGACCUGAGUGUCCGGUGCUCGUUUUCGUUAACUCCAAGAGUGGUGGUCAGCUGGGAGGAGACCUCUUGAAAACGUAUCGUGCGCUUCUUAAAGAAAAUCAGGUUUUCGACUUGGGGGAAGAGGCUCCUGAUAAGGUUCUGAGCAGGAUCUAUGCGAAUUUGGAAAAUCUCAGGCUUCAGGGCGAUCGAAUUGCCAUAAAGGUCAUGGAGAAAUUGAGAUUAAUUGUUGCUGGGGGUGAUGGAACAGCUGGCUGGCUACUUGGAGUUGUUUGUGAUCUGCAACUGUCUCGUCCGCCACCCAUUGCCACGGUUCCAUUGGGCACAGGGAAUAAUCUGCCGUUUGCAUUUGGUUGGGGAAAGAAAAACCCAGGAACAGAUGAACAGUCGGUCAAGUCAUUUCUGAAUCAAGUAAUGAAAGCUAAGGACAUGAAAAUAGACAACUGGCACAUUCUUAUGAGAAUGAGGAUUCCAGAAAAAGGUGCCUGUGAUCCAAUUCCACCCCUUGAGCUACCACACUCUUUGCAUGCCUUCCAUCGUGUAUCUGAGGCAGAUGAGCUUAGUAUGGAAGGCUGCCAUACUUUUCGUGGGGGGUUUUGGAAUUACUUCAGCAUGGGAAUGGAUGCUCAAAUUUCGUAUGCAUUUCAUUCUGAACGGAAAUUGCAUCCUGAAAAGUUCAAAAAUCAGUUGGUCAAUCAGAGUACUUAUGCUAAGCUUGGAUGCACACAAGGAUGGUUUUUUGCUCCUUUGUUCCACCCUCCUUCCAGAAACAUAGCACAUCUUGCAAAAGUAAAAAUCAUGAAGAGGCAUGGUCAUUGGGAAGACCUGUCGAUUCCAUCCAGCAUCAGGUCCAUUGUAUGCCUCAACUUGCCUAGCUUUUCUGGUGGAUUGAAUCCAUGGGGUACACCGAACAAGCACAAGAGGCGUGAUAGAGAUUUGACACCUCCAUAUGUAGAUGAUGGCCUUUUAGAGGUGGUUGGCUUUAGAGAUGCUUGGCAUGGGCUUGUUUUGCUUUCUCCAAAUGGACAUGGAACUCGCCUUGCCCAGGCACACAGAAUCCGCUUCGAGUUUCACAAAGGUGCAGCAGAACAUACAUUCAUGAGGAUUGAUGGGGAACCUUGGAAGCAACCCCUCCCAGUUGACGAUGAUACUGUUUUGGUGGAAAUUUCUCACCAUGGCCAGGUUAACAUGCUCGCAACUCAUGAAUCGAAGUCUAAAAGUGUGAAUGAUCCGUCAUCUCCACACCACCAUGAUGUGGAAGAAGAUGAUAGUGAUGACGAAGAAUCUAAAGCAGAUGAAUUCCGGAAGUUUGGUGCGGCAGAAACAUUCAAGAUCCCAGAUGAGGUAGACCUUGCUCAUCUUAGUUAGGUAUUUCAUUGUCAAAGCCAUUCUUUUAAGUUAUGCAGCUGAUAACAGAGUCUGCCUAGCUAUUUAUAGGAUUUUUAUAAACAUUUGCUGUUUGUUUCCCUUGUCAAAAACAUUCACCUAUUUGCUCUAUUCGAGCAGCGUUAUGUCAGUAAACGUGUGAAUGUAAUUUAGAAGUGUUAUGCAAUAAUUGUUUUACUUAACAUAAACAUAUGUGCAGUUCAAAUAAUACAAACCUAUCAAGAAGGAGAAAUGUUACUUUGUUGUUACAAACGUUGGUUCAAUCGAAA
Molecule: messenger RNA, 1996 nt
Organism: Vigna radiata var. radiata (mung bean)
Lineage: Eukaryota; Viridiplantae; Streptophyta; Magnoliopsida; Fabales; Fabaceae
Product: diacylglycerol kinase 5
Exons: 12
Coding region: 240-1709 (489 amino acids)
Molecular function (GO): ATP-dependent diacylglycerol kinase activity
Source: RefSeq, a predicted model, not a curated record